ACACCCAAUGUUUGGUAAUGUUUGCGUGGUUGAAAACGUUUCCACAAAAAAAUUGGAACAAACAAGAAAGACGAGAUGGGACUGGGCAGCCGAGUGGGUUGCAGACCAUUUUUGGCCUUGGCUUUUAUCUUCAUUAUAAUGCUUUUAACACUACUUGUGUUGUAUGGAUUUGGCAUCCCCAAAUCAUUGGAGGCGAAAGUAGAAAAGCUAGUGUAUAUUGAUGAUGACAGAACAGUGGAGGGCUCACGAGCAGCCUACCCACCAAGAGGCUGGAAUUCAUACGAUUCUUUUUCUUGGAUUAUUUCAGAGGAACAAUUUCUUACAAACGCUCAAAUCCUAUCGGAUAAGCUCCUCUCUUUCGGGUAUCAGUAUGCAGUAGUAGAUUUCUUGUGGUACAGGAAGCAUGAAAGUGGUGCAUCAGUGAAUUCUCCAGGAUAUGAUAUUAUUGAUGAAUGGGGGCGGCCCAUUCCUGAUCCUGUACGAUGGCCUUCUUCUUCUGGGGGAAAAGGAUUCAAACAAGUUGCAGAGAAAGUGCAUAAAAUGGGUCUCAAAUUUGGUAUUCAUGUUAUGCGUGGUAUCAGUGCACAGGCCGUCAAAACUAAUACCCCUAUAAUGGGCCCCCAGGGAGUGGCAUAUGAAGAGAAUGGAAAGAUUUGGAGGGCGAAAGACAUAGCGUUGAAUGGGACGAGGUGUGUAUGGAUGGCUGAAUGCUUCAUGAGCGUUGAUACGAGUCUUCGAGCAGGAAGGGCUUUUAUUGCUUCCCUUUAUCACCAAUACGUAGACUGGGGCAUCGAUUUAGUGAAGCAUGACUGUAUCUUCGGGCAAGACUUGAAUAUAGAUGAAAUAUCCCUUGUAUCUCAGAUAUAUUUGAUGCAUAUCCAGAUACUCAAAGACAUAGAUCGUCCAAUAUUGUACUCAAUUUCUCCUGGAAAAGACGCAACACCAGAUAUGGCUCGGAAAAUAAGCAAACUAGUUAACAUGUACAGAAUUACAGCUGACGAUUGGGAUUCCUGGCAUCAUAUACGCAGCCAUUUUGAAGUGUCUAGAGAUUUUGCUGCUAGUGGGUUGAUAGGAUCUCAAGGACUACUUGGAAGAUCAUGGCCAGAUUUAGAUAUGCUCCCAUUUGGCUGGCUAACUGAUAUAGGUACUCAAAUCAUGUAUUUGGUUUCCGUAGAUUCAAAUGAAGGACCCCAUCGCUUUUCAAAGCUUCUUCCAGAUGAACAGAAAGUUCAGAUGACUUUGUGGGCUAUGGCGAAAUCUCCUAUUAUGUUUGGAGGUGACUUAAGGCAGAUUGAUAAUGCAACCAUGGCUCUCAUUACAAAUCCUACCAUACUCGACAUAAAUGCUAACAGCACGCUCAAUCAAGAGUUGUGUGUGGAUCCACGCAGUAGAACUUUCCAACGCAUCAAAUCCCUUUUCCUUAAAAUUGUUUCCACCAGAGUAAACAACGUACGUACUUGGAUAGCGAAAGGUGCCUCCGGUGCGCUUACCUCCUAUGCUCUUUAGAUGCGUGUAUCCUCCCACUAUGGCAUUAGUUCAAGAUUUAUUUGAGGUUGAGCAGGUUCAUGUUGAUAUGUGUGGCUUGACUCAUCUGUUGAGGGUACCUGAUAUCCGUGUGAACCAUGGGAUGCUCACGGUGUUGGUAGAGCAAUUUCAUUCAGAGCAUAAUACAUUUCAUUUUCCAGUUGGGGAGUUGACUAUCACUCCUGAGGAUGUGUACAGGAUCCUGCAUAUCCCUUUUGCUGGUGAUAAGGUGGAUUAUGAUACCACAUUGUUACCUAGACUGUAGGCAGUCAGGCAUGUCUUCGGUGAUCCUGACAUUUUGACUCAGUCCAUGAGUUGGGAUAUUCUUAUGAGUAGGUACAGUGAGGAGUAUCCCCUGGCAUGUGUUCUAGCAGGGUUCAUCGGGUGCUUUUUGAUGCCAGACAGGGGGCAGCAGGGUUUCCAGAGCGGAUGGGGCCGGAUGCUAGAGAGGUUGAUAGAGACCCCUUAGAGACUUGGCUGGGGCUCUUGUUUAUUGGCCCACAUGUAUCGGGAGAUGCAUGAGAUCAUAUAUAGAGAUGGGCAGAGCAUGGCCACGGGUGUGUACAUUUUACAGGUGUGGGUUUGGGAGCACCUUCCUGUUUGUCGGCCCAUAGUAGUAGACAGUAGAGAGCUUGGGUAGCCGAUCAUUUAUAGGUAUGCCAAAGAUAUCACACAGCCCCAUCUAGGCAAGACAAACUUCUAGAGAUGGCAGCUCGAUGACCUGAUAGCCAUCGUAUGGAGACCAUAUAGAGGGUUGGAGUCAUGGGAUGACUUGCAGCUAGUUCGCAGGGACCUGUUUCUUACAUGCCCACUGAUUGGGAGGUCACAGACUGUUGUGGAGUGAUUCGUCAUUUCACAAGUGAUGAGGUAGUAUGGCUGGCCCCAAGGGAUCUCAUAGGAGUAUACAACUUAUGCUCGAUAUGCAGAUGAGGAGAGAUAAGGAUGGUCUUCAUGGUUAUCAUACGCAUUGGUGAUGCAAGAGUUGACAGGGUUGCAUUGCUUGAGGUGGGAUUACCUAGAUGAUAUAGCAGAUGCGGGGGUAUUUCCCCAGUAUAGAGAUCAUUUUCAGCAGCAUUCAUUCCCAAGUUUUAUAGACCCAGGUGAGUAGGCUCCUCAUAUUGAGGAUGUUGAGGAGGAUGCCCCCACACCAGUAUAGGGACAAGGCUAGAGACAAGGCCAAAGGCAGGGUUAGGCACAGAGAGCUGAGGCUCUGUGAUGAGGUAGUGG
This is a messenger RNA of Cryptomeria japonica (Japanese cedar), 2751 nucleotides long. Its product is annotated as alpha-galactosidase mel1. Gene Ontology annotation, molecular function: hydrolase activity, hydrolyzing O-glycosyl compounds. Gene Ontology annotation, biological process: carbohydrate metabolic process. Lineage: Eukaryota; Viridiplantae; Streptophyta; Pinopsida; Cupressales; Cupressaceae. The transcript has 10 exons. Bases 76 to 1506 code for a protein of 476 amino acids. The record is from RefSeq and is a predicted model, not a curated record.